This is a messenger RNA of Triplophysa dalaica, 2041 nucleotides long. RefSeq lists its product as uncharacterized. The coding region runs from base 99 to 1244 and encodes 381 amino acids. Lineage: Eukaryota; Metazoa; Chordata; Actinopteri; Cypriniformes; Nemacheilidae. The transcript is spliced from 7 exons. The record is from RefSeq and is a predicted model, not a curated record.
GUGCAGUGAGACACACAUCAGUUCAGAUCAGAGAGACACAGAAGUGAGUUGAGUGUGUGUAGUGUUGUGUUGUGUUGUGUUGUGUGAUAUUCAGAGAAAUGUUGUUGAUGUUUGGACUGAUGCUGCUGAUGUUCCAGAUGAUCUCAUGUGAGGAUCAGAUGUGCAGGUUUAAUCAGACAGAAAUCUGUUAUGCAGUUCUGGGACACAAACUCUCUCUGCAGAUGGUUCUGGAUCCUCAACACUAUGAAGCAACAUUAAAACAUCACAAAACAGGCGACAAAACAGUUGAUCCAACAUGUAAAAUUAAAAAUGACACGAUUAAAGAGAAUACUUGUGAUCUUUACAAGAGCAGAUCUGAUGUCAUGAUCAUUAAUGGUACUGUGAUUAUAAAUCAUGUGAUCAGAGAAGAUUCAGGCAGAUACACAUUAGUACUUACUGACUCGACUGGCUCAGAAACAUCUGCAGAACUUCAGAUGAAUGUUGAAGCUCCUAUUGGCUCAGUGAAAGUGUCAGUCGACUGCAGGAGUGGAGAGAGGCGUGUGUUCUGCUCCUCUGACGGGGACGAGCUCAUCUUCAGCUGGACUCUCAAUGGACUUCCACACUCAGAUGGAAAUGACACCAUUGUUCUGGACGAUGAGACUUCUGGAAACAUCAGCUGUGGUGUGAAGAAUCACGUCAGUCGUGGAGAGAAGAGCAUUACUCUCAACUACUGCACUGAAUCAACGACUGUCUCUGUGACCUCAGCACUGACCAAUAGCACGCUUGUGUCAGCAUACGGUACGAGUCUCUCUGACAGUAAUCUCACCUCCCCACAGACACCUCAGUCAUCAUUAUGGAAGUAUCUACAGGAUGGUCUCAUUGUGUUGGGUUGUGUUACUGUGAUUCUGCUUGUGUUGUUCAUCACAGUUUAUCACAUUUACAAGAGGAAGAAACAUCACAAGUCAACAGCAGCAUCUCAAGCUGGUGUGGAUCUGAUCUAUGCUGACAUCAAUCACAUGAAACCCAACAGAGAACAUCAAGAGAAGACAGCAGCUGUAGAUGUUGAAUAUGCCGCCGUGGGUCAUCAGACAAACAGGAAACAGAGAAAAGAGAAGAAAGAGAGAAAAGAGAAGAGGGAUGAAGAGCUUCAGUAUGGUGAAGUGACGUUUACUCCAACCGGCUCAAAUAUUCAACAACAGCGGAGGUGUGAAGAACAGGAUGGAUGUGUGUACUCUCAAAUACAAACACACAAACAGAAACAGUGAAACGUACACAAUGCAUUUCACAUCUGGAAGAUUUAUUUUCCUUAAUGAUUUUGUUUAUUUUGGAUGUGUUAUGAGUGUUGCUGUAGUUCAGUGAUAAAGCGUUGUGUUCAUGAUAAAUGACAAAUGUGUAAUGUCAUGCAUGUGAUUUAUAUUUUGAAGGUUGAUGAGGCUGAUAUUAUUUGUGUGUUUUGUUUAUCUAUAUUUGGGAGUGCACAUUUGUCCUCACUAGCACAGUGAACUAUCAACACACGCGGGAAGUCCUGUUACUGCUCCUCACUAAAUAUUGUAAUGCUCAAGAAUCAGUCUCAUGUGUGAUGGAUGGGUUACGGAUUGAGGGAUAGAAUGUAUCAAUAGUCUGUGUGUGUGUGAUCAUGAAGUGUGUAUAUUUCUGUGGUUCAGUGGUAAGAUGGUGACAAACGGUCUUAAGAAAGAGCAGAUCAUUUUAAUUCUUCUUUUCCUUUAAAGCUGAACUUCCUCUUUCAAGUGUUAAACUUACAGCAGUUUCAGAGAAGAUCUGAAUAAGUCAUGUAUUUGCGUUCAGACAGUCUUGUGAUUUCAUAUUCAUGUGUGUAAUAUAUUUAUGACUUUAUAAUUGAAAUGAAGAACAAAUAAAUCUUGUUUCUGCAGGUAAACUGGAGUUGUGUUUACUGAUAUACUGUUCAGAUUUACAUUUAUGCAUUUGGCAGAUGCUUUUAUCCAAAGCGACUUACAUUUCUUUAUCCUAUACAUUUUACAUAGGUAUUUGCAAUCCCCUGGGAUCAAACCCACAACCUUGCGUUGUUAACGCAAAUGCUCUU